Messenger RNA from Trichosurus vulpecula (common brushtail), 2016 nucleotides. It is a transcript of the gene NPAS1, whose product is annotated as neuronal PAS domain protein 1. Lineage: Eukaryota; Metazoa; Chordata; Mammalia; Diprotodontia; Phalangeridae. The coding region runs from base 1 to 2016 and encodes 671 amino acids. Gene Ontology annotation, biological process: regulation of transcription by RNA polymerase II. Gene Ontology annotation, molecular function: protein dimerization activity; RNA polymerase II transcription regulatory region sequence-specific DNA binding; DNA-binding transcription factor activity, RNA polymerase II-specific. The record is from RefSeq and is a predicted model, not a curated record. The transcript has 12 exons.
AUGGCGGCCCACUUCUCAGGAAGCGAGGUCAAGUGUGUCAGCGUCGAGUGGGAUUUCCUGCAGGGACUGCUGGUCAAAGCCCCGCCUGUGCCCUGCCUGCAGGCCUUGAGGAAGGAGAAGUCCCGGAAUGCGGCCCGCUCCCGCCGGGGCAAAGAGAACUUCGAAUUUUAUGAGUUGGCGAAGACGCUGCCCCUGCCCAGCGCCAUCACCAGCCAGUUGGACAAGGCGUCCAUUGUGCGGCUCAGCAUCACCUACCUCCGCCUGCGGGAUUUCGCCGCCCUCGGGGACCCUCCCUGGAGUCCACCCAGAGCCGACCCGCCACCAGCGCCAGUCUCUGGUGCCCCUGGACGGAGAGAGGCCUCUGCCCUAUUCGCUGACCUCUUUGAACAGCAUUUGGGAGGCCACAUUCUUCAGUCGCUGGACGGGUUCGUGUUCGCCUUGAACCAGGAGGGCAAGUUUCUCUACAUCUCAGAGACAGUUUCCAUCUAUCUGGGCCUCUCUCAGGUGGAGCUGACUGGUAGCAGCGUGUUUGACUAUGUGCAUCCAGGGGACCACUCUGAGGUGCUGGAGCAGCUUGGACUGAGAGCUCCACCCCCUGGGCCUGGGGCACCACCUUCCGGCCCCUCUUCCUCCUCUUCUUCAUCUUCUUCAUCCUCAGCUUCCUCAAUCUCUGAAGCCCCAGAGUCCGAUGAGGAAACUGAGGCCCAGACAGAAAAAGAGACUGGGUCAAGGUCACCCAGCAGAGCCAGGAUGGGAGCCUGGCUCCUCUGCCUUCACACCCAGCACUGUUUCCACUCCAAACCAUUGCCCUUCCCUCUUGUAAAGCAUCCUGGCUCAGAGCUGGCGCCGCCUGUGAUUGCUCCUCGAAAUCAGCCUGGCUCCCUUGAACGUUCCUUCUUCAUCCGAAUGAAAUCCACACUCACCAAGCGGGGGUUGCAUGUCAAGGCUUCGGGAUACAAGGUAAUUCACGUGACGGGUCGGCUUAGGACUCAGCUGUUGACAGCCCGGCGGGGCCAAGCAUUGGGUCUUGUCGCUCUAGGCCAUACCUUGCCCCCAGCUCCACUCAGUGAACUCCCCCUGCAUGGACACACACUUGUCUUUCGCCUCAGCUUGGCCUUGACCAUCAUCUCUUGUGAGAGCAGGAUUAGUGACUACAUGGAUGUGGGCCCCUCAGAACUGAUUGGACGAAGCUGCUACCAGUAUAUCCAUGGAGAGGAUGUGGCUGGAAUCCGCCAGAGCCACCUGGACUUGCUGGACAAAGGGCAGGUGGUGACAGGCUAUUAUCGAUGGCUGCAGAGGGCUGGAGGCUUCAUCUGGCUCCAGUCCGUGGCCACAGUGGCCAUCAGUGGCAAGAGCCCAGGCGAGCGCCAUGUGGUCUGGGUCAGCUACAUACUCAGUCAAGUGGAAAGCAGCCAUGUGGUCUUGGAUGCUUUCCAGCUUCCCAGCGCUGUCCCCCAAGAGGACCUGUCAGAUCCAGAACCUGACAUCAAAGAGUCCAAGGCCCAGGUGGAGAGUGAGCAAGGAGCCUCCCAGACUGAGCCUGGGGCCCGUCAUGCCCGGGGCAAACGCAUCAAACUGGAGCCAGCCAGAGGAAGCAGCAGCCAAGGAGAGACUACCGGUGGGGAAGGUGGUGAGGACAGUGAUGAUGGGGAGUCCAGACACCCCGUUCCCCGGCCUGAAUUCACCUCUGUCAUCCGGGCAGGGAGCUUGAAGCGGGAGACCAUGAGGCCUUGGAGCUAUGCGGCCUCCUACGCAGCCGGGGAGCCCUUCCACAGGCCCCCUUCACCUCCCGAUUCCCCAUCCCCACCCACUCUGGUCCACGCUGGUUACCUAGCUCCCACUAGGGGCCUGUAUACCAGCACCAUCCGAUAUGGUCCAGCUGAGCUGGGCCUGGCACUUCCCACCCCAGGGCUGGUUUAUCAGCACCUCCAGAGGCUCACCGGCCCAGGGCCAACCUUUCCUGAUGCCCUCUACCCCAGUGUACCCUUCCUGGGACCAGACAGGAAAGGAGACUGA